AUGGAGCUCACGGCCCACUACGAGAGAUUGGGGUACUCCGAGCAGCUCAUUUCGCUGCUGGAUGCAGGCCUCAGCCACGAGCGCGCGCACAUGGGGAUGUACACGGAGCUCGGCGUACUGUACGCCAAGUACAAGCCAGAGAAGCUCAUGGAUUUUAUCAAGAUGAACACGGCGAAGCUGAACAUUCCGAAGCUCACGAACGCAUGCGAGCGGCACUACCUGUGGGAGGCGGCCGUGUUCCUGUACUCGCACUACGACGAGUACGACCAGGCGGCAAGCACCAUGAUGGCCCACAGCUCCUCGGCCUACACCCACGACAAGUUCCUGAUGAUCAUGCAGAAGGUGUCGAACAUGGAGCUCUACUACCGCGCCAUCUCCUUCUACCUGGAGGAGAACCCGAUGCAGCUGAACGCCAUGCUCAGCGCCAUCUCGUCAAAGGUGGACCACGCCCGUGUCGUGCAGCAGGUGCGCAAGGCGGGACACCUGUCGCUCAUCCUGCCCUUCUUGAAGUCGUCGCAGCAACACAACAGCACGGCCGUGAACGAGGCCAUCAACGAAAUGUACUGCGAGAGCGAGCAGCACGAGGAGCUGCGCCAGUCCAUCGAGGACUUCGACAAUUUCGACCAGAUCGCGCUCGCACAGAAGCUGGAGAAGCACGAGCUGGUCGAGAUGCGACGAAUCGCGGCGCUCGUCUACAAGAAGAACAAACGGUUCAAGCAGUCGAUCGAGCUGUCCAAGCUCGACGGCAUGUACCGCGACGCGAUGGAGACGGCCCGCGACAGCGGGAACGAGGAUGCGGCGGAGGUGCUGCUGCGCGGCUUCGUGGAGUCUGGAAGCAAGGAGUGUUUCGCCGCGUGCCUCUACACGUGCUACGACCUCGUGCGCCCAGACGUGGCGCUGGAGCUCGCGUGGCGCAACGGCAUGAUGGAUUUCUGCAUGCCGUACUUGAUCCAG
Molecule: messenger RNA, 954 nt
Organism: Prorocentrum cordatum
Lineage: Eukaryota; Dinophyceae; Prorocentrales; Prorocentraceae
Source: the annotation of a GenBank genome assembly